GUAAAAAUUUCCCCUUUUGUUUUUCCCACAUCCUCUCUCACACCUGGGCUUGUCCCUCUCCCUCUCUUCCAUUUUUCCAUUUUUCCCCCCAUUUUGUUCUUCAGCCCCUCCACUUAGCUCUAUUUUUCUUCCCCAAUUCCUCUUCUGUGAUGCAUUUUUGAUGCCUUCUUCUCAAUUUCACCUCCUUUUUCCAACCCCACAUUCUAUCUUCUAGGCUUUUCAGAUCGUGCUGUUUGUGUUCGUCGAAUUCUUCAGAAGCAGAACUUCAUUGGCUUGUUUCAACCAGAUUCGCUUGGGGUUCGCAAAAUCAAGUUGAAUGAGGUGGCAUAACGUUCUGUGUGGAAGUUUGCAUUUGAGAUAUGGAUUAAAAUUUAAGUUGGAUUAGGUGAAUGGGGAUUCAAACUAUGGGGUCUCAGGCCGGAGGUGAUCCAAAUGGCAAACAAUCACAAUUCCAGCCAUUGGUUCGUCAAAACUCGCUAUAUAGUCUCACACUUGAUGAGGUCCAAAAUCAGUUGGGUGAUCUAGGAAAACCAUUAAUCAGCAUGAACCUUGACGAGCUUCUUAAGAAUGUGUGGACUGCUGAGGCCAACCAGACCGCUGGUAAGGACAAUGAGGAUGAUACUGUGUUGGCCCAUCAAACAUCCUUACAACGUCAGGCUAGUCUUUCAUUGAACGGUGCUCUGAGUAAAAAGACUGUUGAUGAGGUGUGGAGAGAUAUUCAGCAAAGCAAAAACAGUGAGGAGAAGAAGUCUCGAGAACGGCAGCCCACCUUAGGAGAGAUGACAUUGGAAGAUUUUCUGGUGAAAGCAGGGGUCGUCGCUGAGACGUUGUCGGAUAAUAAGAAAGAUGCGGGUCCUGUUGUUGAAAUCGAUGCGAAUAUCACACCCCAGUUUCCGCAACAAGGGCAGUGGAUACAGUACCCUCAACCUCAAUAUCAGCAACAAGCAGCAAUGAUUUACAUGUCAGGUCAGCCCAUUACCCAACCACUACAUGUGGGGACUGGUGGUGUGAUCGAUGUUCCAUAUGUGGACAACCAGUUGGCAUUACCCACACCUUUGGUGGGAGCUUUAUCUGACACACAGACAUCUGGAAGGAAAAGGGGAGCACCCGAAGACGUGAUUGAGAAAACUGUCGAGCGUAGGCAAAAGAGGAUGAUAAAGAAUCGGGAAUCUGCUGCUCGUUCACGAGCAAGGAAGCAGGCUUAUACCAAUGAACUGGAGAACAAAGUUUCACGUUUGGAGGAGGAAAAUGAAAGGCUCAGGAAACGGAAGGAACUGGAGAAGAUGCUACCGUUGGCUCCCUCGCCCGAGCCAAAGUACCAGCUUCGGAGAACAUCGUCAGCGCCGUUCUAACCUGCACAUCAGCUCUCUCUCUCUCUCUCUCUCUCUCUCUUCCUCUCUCACUCAUAAAGGUCUAUGUUGGUUCUUCUUGUUGAUAGUUUGUUUGUAACUAUCAUCAGGUUUUGUUUGUACUUAUUAGAGCUCUGUUAUAUUAAUCAGUGGUAGAGAGAUUCUCAUGGGACCAUUGUAACUUUGAAUGUCUCUAUGAUUUGUCAUAUAAAGUUUUUUAGUUGAGCUUCAAAGCAAAAAAAAAAAAAAA
Messenger RNA from Momordica charantia (bitter melon), 1599 nucleotides. It is a transcript of the gene AREB3, whose product is annotated as ABA-responsive element binding protein 3. The record is from RefSeq and is a predicted model, not a curated record. Gene Ontology annotation, biological process: positive regulation of DNA-templated transcription. Gene Ontology annotation, cellular component: nucleus. Lineage: Eukaryota; Viridiplantae; Streptophyta; Magnoliopsida; Cucurbitales; Cucurbitaceae. Gene Ontology annotation, molecular function: DNA-binding transcription factor activity.